AUGUCAAGCUCGGACGCCAAAACACCUUCGAGCAACGCGGGUCUGCAUUACGUGGAAAACUUCACUAACCCUUACGUUAAGAUUAUUCUUGUGUGUAAAAUUUGUAACAAGGAAAUGUCUCUAAAAUUUUCAAGCAAUUGGAAGAAGCAUUAUUUGACUCAUGCGUCCAACGAUGAAAAACCACACAAGUGUACGUUGUGUUCCAAGGCUUUUAUCACUAUUACAGCGUUGAGAAAGCAUGUGGCGACAAAACAUUCAGACGUUAAACAAGAUCGAAGUUCUGAUGUUUGUACUAACAUAAAACAAGAACAGCAGGAAUUUGUGUACUUUUAACUUUUUGUUCCUACUCUAGUUUGUCAGUUAUUUUUGUGUACCUGACGAUAUUUGUCAAUACCUUUGCUUGCAUGUAUAAAUUGAAGUUUGUUUGUUACGCAUAUAAAUGAUUGCGCUUAUAGAUAAGUAGAUGGGUCACAGUAGUUGUCAGGAAGGAGUGAGUUGACUGCGAAACAUGUAUGUAGUACUAGAAAUAAUGUCUUGUUUUCACAGAGCCACACCAAACUGCACGCACUGGACGGCGUUUUGACAAAACCAUGUGCUUUGUCAGAUUUGAAAUAUAUCGAGAACUUCAAAAAUCCUUACGUAAAAGU
Messenger RNA from Hydractinia symbiolongicarpus, 647 nucleotides. Its product is annotated as zinc finger protein GFI1 homolog pag-3-like. The transcript has a single exon. NCBI's taxonomy places the organism in Eukaryota, Metazoa, Cnidaria, Hydrozoa, Anthoathecata, Hydractiniidae. The record is from RefSeq and is a predicted model, not a curated record. The coding region runs from base 1 to 333 and encodes 110 amino acids.